CCGCUCACGCUUCCGUGGAGGGAUCUCUUUAAUUGCAUUCAAGAGGAAUUUCUCUUGCAGCUGGUGCUUCAACUGACGGGAGCGAGUGGGAAUUGUGAAUGACUUUGCCUGGAGGAAGAAGGGAUUUUUAGUGAAAAAAGCAGAGAAGAGAGAGAAAAUAUGUUCUUUUGGAAAAGGCACUGCAAGACUCAACUCUUUUGUCAUCCAUCUCUUGCAGAUAAGGGACUUCUCGUCCUCAUUUCUCACACGCUCUUUACUGCGACGGUUCGACUGUCUGGAGAGCUUGCGAGGCAGCGUAUGUAAAUAAAGCUCAGGGAUUCUAUAGGCUGGGCGGACUGCCAGAAAGUGAGAACCUUCAGGGCUUUCUCUCGCCAUCUCUUUGUGGCGAGAAGCGCACCCUGACUGGAUCAACAAGUCUGAAAAGACAGACAGCUCUUCAAAUCAUCAGGUGAAAGUAGGAGCUGUAUGCGCCAACCUCACUUUUACGAGUGCUUGGUGCAAGAGAGGCAAGUCAGACAACACAGCCUGGAGAAAGACUAGAAGACGGACGGAUCUUCAACGCAUCAGAAAUCUCCAAGUCUUCCAACGCACCCAAGCGGGUCUCUAUUUGACAUGUUAUUUUUCUUAAACAGAUUGAGCUCUUUCCGGAAUUGGAUUUGAAUCAGAGGAGGAUUUGGAUCUUGUGUCUCUCACAUAUAGGUUUUUUCCCCCCCGCUUGUCAUUUCUGCAUGGUUGGAGGACCCUUGCCCUGCACACGAAGACUUUGUCUUCUCUUUGGUUUCUGGUCUUAAAAGUCUAAUUUGUUUUUGGGGGUCUCCUUUGUCUCAAUGGCUCUGCACUAGUGGAGUGAAGCGUGACUGAAUUGAUCUUUUGUCUGAAGCUAGGUUUCUUCUCACGGUGCGAAAACUCUGCAGCCCCCACACCGACCCCUCUAAAACCCCCUCCUUCCAUCUCUCCUACAUGAGUCCCCUCGUACCCUUCCUCCCUCCACUCCCACACACCUCCUCGUCUUCCAUCCACAUGCCACUGCGAUCGGUGAGCAUGUGAGAGUUCUGUGCAUGUGUGCUUCUGUUUGCAGAAAGCGUAAGCCAGGAUUAGGUGUGUGGAGGGUGAUGUGUUGCUUGAUGCAUCUUCAGUUGACCAAUUCGGGACCGGGAGGACCCCAAACCAUUCCUAAGGGAUUCCACAACGCGUACAUCUGUGAUUGAGUGUGUGUGCGUGCGUUUCACUGGAUGCACUUAAAUUGGACUGACAGAAGUGGAGAGAGGUGGAUAACGACGGUAUCCCACCAUGUCUGGAGUGUGAUCGCGGUGGUGUGAUAUCAGAGCUGGUGCCGGCACACUGCAUUUAUCCGGGCUCAUCAUGAAAAAAACACGCAGCACCACUUUGCGCAGGGGCUGGCCCAGUUCCGAAUUCUCGGACCGAGCCUCCGAUCGCACACGGUCACGGAGCGAAAAAGACUACCGGCUCCACAAACAUUACCCUAAACACUUCAUCUCUCACUGCCCUCAAGGAUUCAUGAUAACAGGUGAUGUGUCUCCCAUCAGCAUGUCUCCCAUCAGCCAAUCCCAGUUCAUCCCACUGGGAGAAAUCCUGUGCCUGGCCAUUUCUGCCAUGAACUCCGCUCGUAAAACUGUCACACAAGAGACUCUCAUCGAACACCUAGCAACAUGCUUCCCAGGUGUCCCCACUCCAAGUAUGGAGAUCCUGCGGCAUACGCUAAACAUGCUGGUCCGAGAGCGGAAGAUCUACCCCACCCCAGAGGGUUAUUUCAUUGUUACCCAGCAGACAUACUUCAUCACCCCUUCCCUGAUUAGGACUAACAGCAAGUGGUACCACCUGGACGAGAGGAUACCAGAACGCAUGCAGCAGCAGCAGCCAUGUACUUCUCCUCACUCGAGUACCAUGACACCCUCCACUUCGGGAUGUGUCCGGGAAAGACCUCACCCCAAGAACCACAGUGACUCCUACAACAGCUACCGGGAGGACAUCCCUAGUACGCAUACCUUAACCUUACAGAGAAGGUCUAAGGAGCAUAAAGAGUCUUCUCCUGUGUCUCCGACCCCUCAGCAGCAGCCAACAGAGAAGAGUAAGAGUGCGCUUAGUUUUCCGUUUAAAACCGAGACAAACAGUAAACACAAAGACGGAAGCAGCAGCAGCGGGGAAAAGCAGUCUAAGAAGUUCGGCCUAAAGCUGUUCAGGUUGAGCUUCAAAAAGGACAAGACGAAACAUCUAGCCACAUUUUCAGCCCAGUUCCCACCUGAGGAGUGGCCACUGCGGGACGAGGAGACACCGAGCACUGUUCCUAGAGAGGUGGAGAUGGAGAUCAUCCGUCGGAUCAACCCAGAUCUCACGGUGGAGAACCUUGCUCGUCACACAGCUGUAAUGAAGCGGUUGGAGGAGGAGAAGGCGCAGCGGAACAAAGCCAACUCCUCGGCUCAGCAGAGUGCCCGCAGCAAGAGGAGCCGCAGCCAUCGAAAGGCCCAGCAGGGCAAGGCAUCACGUUCCCAUAGCAAAACACGUGCAUCCAGGGGGGAUCCAUCUGAAGGAUCCAAUCUGGACAUAACCUAUGAUCGGGAUUACAGAUUCUUCAGCUCCUCAUUGGUACGUUCGCCUCGCGAAACCAUGAUGUCCAUGGAGCGGAAUAGGGGAAAGUAUAUGGUUCACAGCAACCCCAAUAUUGUGGAGUCUCAUUUUACCACCGCUCCAGAGUGGGAUGUUUCUGGGGAACUGGCAAAGCGGCGGACAGAAAUGCCAUUCCCAGAACCUUCUAGGGCACAGUCACAUUCCAAAGUCCACCGAAGUCAUAGUCAUACGCAAGAGAGAAAGUCACGGAAUGAGAGGUCGGACAAGGCCAAAGAAAGGUCACGUUCCAUGGACAACUCCAAGGGACCACUAGGUGGUCCAUACUUGGGAGGCCCAGAGAACUUUGAGUGCAGUCCCGAUGACAGGAGUCGGUACUACACUGAUGACGGUACUUUGAGGGCAUCUGCACAGGCGACCCACUAUUCCCGCAUCAUGCUAUCUGCUGCUAGAUUACACCCGGAGGUUUGUGUGCCUGAUGUUGGAAGAGGAUCCUCAGAGGAUGCUGUGCUUUACCGGACGCUGGAGAAGAGUAAAAGCAGGGAUAGUCUUCCUGCUUUCAAUGACCUGAAGUCUUGCUCUCCCAAAACACCAGUAGAUGACUACUUCCAGUGCACUGCAGCAAAUGAAGUCUCUCUGUCUGCCCCACCUUCUCUUGCAAAACCCAGCCAUGACUUUACAGAUAGUGUCUGGAAGGGAAUCUCCUCGGAGCGACUGACCCCUCAUCUUACGCCACCUCACCCUAUAGAAUAUCAAGAGGAGUCCGCAAAGGGACAAAGUAGCAUUUCUAUAGGGUCAACGAGCCAAAUCCCCGAGUAUCUCCCCAAUGGACGACUGUUGCACCAACACAACCCCGACUCAGGUGACUUGGACAAAAUGCCAGAGGUUUACAGCCAAGAGACUUUGUUCAAACCUCCAGACUAUGUUGAGAACAGCUUCUCAAGGCCAGGUACGAUAGGUAAGUCCCCUCACACCAAGUCGACAGAGGUCCUGGAGACUCAGGAGCAUUUUGCUAAACCUCUACCACUGACCGUGCCACCAUCCUCGGCUCAGGAGCAAGCUUCAUGCGCAGAAACCACCUUCGACUAUUAUAAUGUGUCGGAUGAUGACUCUGAAGAGACUAGUCAUAAGAACCGGGUGGAGGAGAAAGUUCGAGAAGAGGGAGGGACAAUGCAAUGGCUGCUUGAACGGGAGAAAGAGCGGGAUUUGCAACGGAAGUUUGAGAAGAACCUUACCUUUCUAAGUCCCAAGGAAGGUGAGAGCAACAACAGCCAAAAAUCAGUCCAUUCUACCCGAUUGGACAGUAUGGACUCCAGCAGUGUGACUGUGGACAGUGGAUUUAAUUCCCCACGCACGCGGGAAAGCCUUGCUUCGAACACCUCGAGUAAUGUGGAAAAUAGCAGGCGACAGAAUAUGGCUUUGAGUCCAGGACACAUUGGCACCAAAAGACCCCCGCCGCCCUACCAGCCCCCCAGCUUCCGCACCAUCCGUGAGCCGCCCGCCAACCGCACGGAGAAGCAGGCCUCCAUCACCAGCGUGUAGUGAUGGGGACGGCCGCCAGGACUGUGUCAAUCUUACAGCGCUCGGGUGACGCCUGUUCCAGCGCUUUUCAAAUGUAGACGUUUGAUUCAUCACGAUUCACUGGAGGUGUCUUUUACUUUUUGGGAUAUUUGUAACAAAUACUGCUGCAGACAAACAAGUCACUUCAUUAGGACUAAAUUUACAGCGAUCUCUUUGGGAUGAAAUGCUCGAUCAAACUCAUUUGUAGGUGUCCUUUAUAGCUUCAUGCAUCCACUACGGGUCUUAACUGUCUUCUGAUCCAAACUUGGCUGCGUUGCCUCUGCCUGUUCAUUCAUCGCUCUGUCUGGUGUGUCCCUCUGUACGCUCAGGUCCCUCUGAACUCUACUGACUUGGUGUUUCACAUUUGCUGGCCGAAAUUUGAAGGCCACGAUAAUCUCCCUGGAAAUCAUGUUUCUGCUGGAAUCGUUCUAGUGCAUCCUUGUGUAUCGUCCGCCGUCCUGGGAUCUCUCUGGGACAUUUAUGUAGAAUCGGAACGAAACAUACCACCGCUAAUGCAUUAUUUGUUUAUAAAAAAUACCAAUUUAAAUAUUACUGGUGCUUUCUCAUUGAAUGGAGCAUUUUUAUUUAAAAAAGAAAAAGAUAACAUUUUGGAAUCCUUUUUUUUUUUUUUCUCCAGAGUUACUCUUUUAACCAGGUGCUCAACUACUAGAUGACACAGAAUACACACAUUGCUACCUCCACUAUUUGUACAGUCGUAGAGGGAGACAUGAGAGACGUCCACCCCACCUUACGCCCGCUGUAUUAGACAAACCACUAUCAGCUUGCAAACUGUGAAUGUACUACUAGUGCUUUUCAAUCACAUCUCCAUCAUCAAGCGUUAGUAACCUACUGUUCUCAAACUAAUAGAGCCAAAUCUCAUCGUAAUAGAAAGGAGACUUGUGUAGAGUUUGUAAUCAUAUAGGAAACAUAUAGAGUGGAUCAUUUAGGACUUCAUAUCUCUGAUAUGUCCUGCCAUGUUCAAUUAUUUAUUGUUAUUAAAAUUAUUAUUAUUAUUAUUAAAAUUAGUUUUUUUUUUCAGUUAUUUUAGCGCACAAAUUCAUGGUAAGCAUUUAGAACAAUAUUUCACUGAUUCUUGAGAUGUGGGGCAAAACUUUAUUAUUAUUUUAUUUAUUUAUUUAUUUAUGGAGGGGGGG
Molecule: messenger RNA, 5297 nt
Organism: Carassius carassius (crucian carp)
Lineage: Eukaryota; Metazoa; Chordata; Actinopteri; Cypriniformes; Cyprinidae
Product: storkhead-box protein 2-like
Exons: 4
Coding region: 1363-4125 (920 amino acids)
Biological process (GO): positive regulation of transcription by RNA polymerase II
Cellular component (GO): nucleus; cytoplasm
Molecular function (GO): RNA polymerase II transcription regulatory region sequence-specific DNA binding; DNA-binding transcription activator activity, RNA polymerase II-specific
Source: RefSeq, a predicted model, not a curated record